This is a messenger RNA of Rubroshorea leprosula, 1222 nucleotides long. The record is from the annotation of a GenBank genome assembly. NCBI's taxonomy places the organism in Eukaryota, Viridiplantae, Streptophyta, Magnoliopsida, Malvales, Dipterocarpaceae.
CAAAAAGACCACUCCUCCUUGAACGGCGGAAGCAAAACAAUACCUUUUCUCUGUAAAUUGAUCCUCAAAAAUCAUGGAGGAAGGAUCAAGGGAAUCAGGACUCGGCCCCGACUGGGCCGAGUUGACUCACGAGUGCCUCAUCAACAUCCUCUCGCGACUCACCUUGGAGGAGCGGUGGACCGGCCCCAUGAUCGCUUGCAAGUCCUGGCUCAGCGCCUGUAAGGAUCCAUCUCUGAAUUCCACCUUCGAUCUCGAUCGCCUGUUCGAGUCAUCCACCGAGUUGGCUCGUUGGUGGACCCCCGAGUUUGAGAGAAUAAUUGAUUCCAUGCUCCGUUCUGUCAUCUCCUGGAGCGACGGCAACCUCACCGAGAUCCGCACCCGUCACUGCUCUGAUCUCUCUCUAAAUUUCGCCGCCCAGAGGUGUCGAAACCUUGAGGUUCUUUCAAUUAAGAGCUGUCCUCGUGUUACUGAUGCAUCAAUGGCUCAAAUAUCGUUUUUCUGCCCCAAACUUCGAGAACUUGACAUCAGCUAUUGCUAUGAAAUAUCUCAUGAGUCUCUACUCUUCAUAGGGAGGAAUUGCCCCAAUCUUAAGAUUCUUAAGCGAAAUCUUAUGAAUUGGUUGGAUACUUCCCAACAUGCGGGAAUUGUGCCAUAUGACUAUCUGAAUGCUUGCCCUCAAGAUGGGGACACAGAAGCCAGUGCAAUUGGGAAGUUCAUGCCUAACCUUGAGCACCUUGAAAUUCGGUUUUCCAAGUUAUCAGCUAAAGGUCUUCUUUCAAUUUGUGAGGGGUGUUUGAACCUUGAGUACUUGGAUUUAUUUGGGUGUGCUAACUUGACUAGUCGCGACAUUGCCUGUGCAUCAUCCAAUAUGAAGAAUCUGAAGGAGAUAAAGAAGCCUAAUUUUUACAUCCCCAGAUCAGUCUUCCACACUGACAGGUAUGGUCACUGGAGAUUGUAUGACGAGAGAUUUCAAACAGAUAUCUUCCGAAUCUGAUGGGUAAACCAUUCAAAAUAGAGGACUUCUCAGUUCUCAUACAUUGAUUGGGAUUGAUCCUGGAAAACAUCAUCUGUAUGAUUGUUCAUGGAGCUCUUGAUAAUGUGUGUGGAGACUGUUUGCUUUCAUUUUUUUCUUGUUAUAAAAGUAUGUCCUGUGCUGGUUAUUUUUCAGCUUUUGGUUUUGCUGUAUACUCUGUAUUCGUUUCAGCUUAUAGCAUCACUUAUU